GGGGAUUCGGCGAAGGAAGCUCGUAACAUGGCGGAUAGCGAGGAAGGCUUCGGGCUCCCCACUACGCCGGCCGACUCGGAGGCCAAGGAGCUGCAGGCUGAAGCCAAGCAGGACACGCAGCUGGGGGCCACCAGCAAGUCCCCCACCUCUCCGCAGGCAGCCUUCACCCAGCAGGGUAUGGAGGGGAUCAAGGUGUUUCUGCACGAGCGGGAGCUAUGGCUGAAAUUUCACGAGGUGGGCACGGAGAUGAUCAUCACCAAGGCUGGAAGGCGUAUGUUCCCCAGUUACAAAGUGAAGGUCACUGGACUUAAUCCAAAAACUAAGUACAUACUGUUGAUGGAUAUUGUACCAGCGGAUGACCACCGAUACAAAUUUGCAGAUAAUAAAUGGUCGGUGACAGGGAAGGCAGAGCCGGCCAUGCCCGGUCGCCUGUAUGUCCAUCCCGACUCCCCCGCUACCGGCGCCCACUGGAUGAGGCAGCUGGUUUCUUUCCAAAAACUCAAGCUCACCAACAACCACCUCGACCCCUUCGGACAUAUCAUCCUGAACUCCAUGCACAAAUACCAGCCCCGGCUCCACAUUGUCAAAGCAGAUGAGAACAAUGGCUUCGGGUCCAAGAACACGGCGUUUUGCACCCACGUCUUUCCAGAGACUGCCUUCAUCGCUGUCACCUCCUACCAAAACCACAAGAUCACCCAGUUAAAGAUUGAGAACAAUCCUUUUGCGAAAGGUUUCCGUGGCAGUGACGACAUGGAGCUCCACAGGAUGUCCAGGAUGCAGAGUAAAGAGUACCCGGUCGUUCCCAGGAGCACAGUGAGACAGAAAGUGUCCUCGAAUCACAGCCCCUUCAGCGGCGAGACCAGGGUCCUCUCUGCCUCCUCCAACCUGGGCUCCCAGUAUCAGUGCGAGAACGGGGUGUCGAGCACCUCCCAGGACCUGCUGCCGCCUGCCAACCCGUUCCCCAUCUCCCAGGAGCACAGCCAGAUCUAUCACUGCACCAAGAGGAAAGAUGAGGAAUGUUCGAGCACCGAGCAUCCCUACAAGAAGCCCUACAUGGAGACCUCUCCGGCAGAAGACGAUCCUUUCUACCGCUCCAGCUACCCCCAGCAACAGGGACUCAACACCUCGUACAGGACUGAGUCUGCCCAAAGGCAAGCGUGCAUGUACGCCAGCUCGGCGCCCCCCACGGACCCCGUGCCCAGCCUGGAAGACAUCAGCUGCAACACGUGGCCCAGUGUGCCCUCCUACAGCAGUUGCACAGUGUCUGCCAUGCAGCCCAUGGACAGGUUACCCUACCAACAUUUCUCUGCCCACUUCACCUCGGGGCCGCUGAUGCCCCGCCUGGGCAGCGUGGCCAACCAUACGUCCCCCCAGAUCGGAGACACCCAYGGCAUGUUCCAGCACCAAAGCUCGGUUUCUCACCAGCCCAUUGUGCGGCAGUGUGGACCUCAAGGCGGCCUCCAGUCCCCCGCGAGCGGCUUGCAGCCCGCUGAGUUCCUCUACUCGCACGGAGUGCCUCGAACCCUCUCGCCCCACCAGUACCACUCAGUGCACGGGGUGGGCAUGGUGCCAGAGUGGAGCGAGAACAGCUAACGGGGAAGCGCUAGCAGAUCAUCUGUGACAAGCGGAGAAGGAAGGAGGGGGGAAAAAAAGGAAAAAAAAAAAGGAAAAAAUACGCAGUCUGUAAUAAAAACAUAGAGCGUUUUGCAAGUCUCCUUUAACUGAAUGUUCACCAGGAGCACUCGAGGAAGACGGACACAUCUUUUGGGCUGUCUGGAACUGYGGGUGAAACGGCUCAUUAGCCUCCUUGGGACUUGUCCCUCUGGCCCCUUUUCUUGGGUCCCAAAAGGAAAUCAGCAGAAGGACACACUUCUCCCCCGGCACGCUCCCCAUAGAAUCCGUGUUGCUGCCACAAGCCCCCUGUGUCCUCAUUUCUCUCCCGCUCUUUCCAUUCCCAGAGGGACACGGACCUCCUGCUGCCUUUCUCCACAGAGUCGGAGUGCUUGACCGAAAACAGCUAGGAUGUUACUUUUUUUGUGG
Messenger RNA from Nothoprocta perdicaria, 2040 nucleotides. It is a transcript of the gene TBX5, whose product is annotated as T-box 5. NCBI's taxonomy places the organism in Eukaryota, Metazoa, Chordata, Aves, Tinamiformes, Tinamidae. The record is from RefSeq and is a predicted model, not a curated record. The coding region runs from base 28 to 1593 and encodes 521 amino acids. Gene Ontology annotation, molecular function: RNA polymerase II cis-regulatory region sequence-specific DNA binding; DNA-binding transcription factor activity, RNA polymerase II-specific. Gene Ontology annotation, biological process: pattern specification process; positive regulation of DNA-templated transcription; cell fate specification. Gene Ontology annotation, cellular component: nucleus. The transcript has 8 exons.